CUCGCAAUCAAGGUGUAAGGAAUUAGAGCAGAAAAGGAAUGGGCUUAAGGUUGUGAAAUGAAAAUUUGGAAAUUAGUGAGAGAAAGGAGGAACUGAUGGACCAAGAGAGAGAGAGAGAGAGAGAGAUAGUUUAGAAGGAAAAUUUAGAAAGCAGUUGACAUUUCUCUUGCAGGGGUGAAGAGAAAAUGAAGUUAAGAGUGGGAACACUGGAACAGAGGAUGCAGAGGAGUAGCAGAAGUAACAGAGUGGAGAAAUAAUAGGCGCUGUCAGAUUCAAAGCUGUGCAAGACGCUGAAAACCUAGUCUCCAGAUGUCUUUUGCCCAAGAAAAUCCGAAACUUGUUCCACCAUUUAAGCGACCUCUAGACCUCUGGCUGAAGAACCAGAAAGCCCUCAACCAUGUUCUCUUCGCGAUGCACAUCCACUCUCUCAAUAAUUCAUCACCGCCGUUCGCCAAACCCCAAAAGACCCAGAUCAACGUUGAUCGAACCUUGCUUCUUUCGGACGACAUCCUUUUCCGAAUCUUCUCAAAGCUCCCAAGGUCUCAGAGAAACCACAACUCUCUUGUGUGCAAGCGAUGGCUCGCUUUGGAGGGUCGACUCGUUCGGUCUCUGAAGGUUCUUGAGUGGGACUUUCUUAUUUCAGGUCGGUUGGUCACAAGAUUUCCCAAUCUUGCGCAUGUUGAAAUGGUUCAUCCCUGUUUGUUUUCGCCGAAUGAUUAUGGGAUUUUGUUGAAUCAUAGAAGUGUUUCGAUUUCUUUGUGCACUGACUUGAAUUCUCCAUCGAAGGGGUUUAAUUUUGAGAAAUGUUUGAUGAAUGUUGAUAAGAUCGACAAGGGUUUGAAAGCCGUCGCCGAAGGGUGUCCGAAUUUGCGUAAACUUGUGGUGAUCGGUGGGACCAAGACGGGGUUGUUGAGUGUGGGUGAAGAGUGCUUGACCCUGCAAGAGCUGGAGUUGCAUUGUUGUGGGGAUGAUGUGUUGCGGGGUAUUGCGGCUUGCCGGAAUCUUCAGGUGUUGAAACUGAUCGGAAAUGUUGACGGGGUUUAUAAGAAUUUGGUUUCCGAUCUUGGGUUGACAAUUUUGGCAAAUGGGUGUGAGAGGUUGGUGAAGCUUGAGCUCAGUGGGUGUGAGGGGAGCUAUGAUGGGAUCAAAGCCAUUGGCCAGUGUUGCCAGAUGCUGGAAGAAUUGACUCUAUGUGAUCAUAGAAUGGAAGGUGGGUGGAUGGCAGGGCUUUCAUUUUGCGAGAAUUUGAAGUCUCUGUGGUUUCGGUCGUGUAAAGUUAUUGAUUCUGAUCCGGGGCCAGAUGAGUAUUUGGGUUUCUGCCCAGCUCUUGAACGGCUGCAUUUGCAGCGGUGCCAAUUGCGGGAUAGGCAUAUUGCAAGAGCAAUGUUUAUGAUUUGUGGGGCUGUUAGGGAGAUUAUUGUUGAAGAUUGUUGGGGGUUGGACAAUGAUGUGUUCCGUAUGGCAAGUGCUUGCAGAAGGGUAAAUUUCCUGUCUUUAGAAGGAUGCUCAUUGCUAACUGCAGAAGGUCUGGAGCCUGUUAUUCUUUCCUGGAAAGAGCUUCAAAGGCUCUGUGUAGUAUCGUGUAAAAGCAUAAAAGUCAGUGAUGUCUCCCCUGCACUCUCAACUUUGUUCUCUGCUCUUAAAGAGUUGACAUGGAGGCCAGACUCGAAAUCUUUUAUUUUAUCAAGUCUUGUGGGUACUGGCAUGGGAAGGCGAGGUAGUAAAUUUCUCAGGAGGCACGAUGCUUCAAAAUUGCUAUUUGAUUACUAGAAUGAACUCAGCUUCAUAUGCAGAUAGUUUCGUCUGCGACUGCUAAAGGGUGAUUUUGUGAAAAUACCAUGCCAUUCUGCUGUGUUCAUUCCUAAAGGUUAACAUGGAUGUUGACAGAGGAAGAUUAAUCAGUUCUUUUUCAAUUUUACAUGGGAGGAACCUAUAAUUAUUGUAAACAUUUCAAAUUAUCGCAUGCAUUCUUGAUGCGUGUGUAUGACCUUCAUAAUCAUAAGCUGUUAUCACUCGAUUAUUAUACAAUUUAAGUUAUUCAAUCUGUAGUCCCUUCUCAAAUAGUUGAAAUGGAAUGCAGAUUGAGGUUCUUAUCUGGCAAUAGACUCGCCAUGCUAUUUGCU
Malania oleifera is the source of this 2123-nucleotide messenger RNA. Its product is annotated as F-box protein At5g07670-like. The coding region runs from base 310 to 1770 and encodes 486 amino acids. Lineage: Eukaryota; Viridiplantae; Streptophyta; Magnoliopsida; Santalales; Ximeniaceae. The transcript has 2 exons. Gene Ontology annotation, molecular function: protein binding. The record is from RefSeq and is a predicted model, not a curated record. Gene Ontology annotation, cellular component: SCF ubiquitin ligase complex. Gene Ontology annotation, biological process: SCF-dependent proteasomal ubiquitin-dependent protein catabolic process.